Messenger RNA from Anisakis simplex (herring worm), 210 nucleotides. The record is from the annotation of a GenBank genome assembly. NCBI's taxonomy places the organism in Eukaryota, Metazoa, Nematoda, Chromadorea, Rhabditida, Anisakidae.
AUGUCGUUGAGUGGUUACGUUCCAACAUUCAAGGAACGUCGGCCAUUUGAAGUUUCAUUUGUAGUUUACUUUCAUUUCCAUGAAAGUAAAUGUGAGCAGCAGCAGCAGCAGCAGCAGGAGGAAGUAGUGCAGCAGUUGAUUGCUCAGUUCCUGGAAAUUGAUGACGGUGAUGCGCAUUCAUCCUACACAUUACCACCAGCAUUGAACUGA